UCACGCUGCACAGUCAAGGCGUCCUCAACAACCACACUUCAGGCCGCCCUGUCCGCGGCAUCACUCCACUGCCAUCUUUCUCUCACAGCAAUACCACCGCAAUGUGGAAUCCGUGGCGCGAAAAUUUGAAGGACACGCCGAAAGAGGCUCUCAACUGGCGGCUCUGGUAUGGGGUUUUCGUUUUCGGUCUUAUGGGCGCUGCCCGAGGAAUCGACGAGGGCUUGAUUGGAACGACUGCAGAGCUCAAACCCUUCAUCAACAAGUUCGGCCUGGAGGAUCCGGACAAGUCGGAGCAUGAGCAGGCAGAGCUUCUUUCAAACAUCACAAGUAUGGUGCAAAUGGGCUCUAUCCUCGGCGCCCUCGUUGCCUUCUAUCUUACCGACAAGAUUGGUCGUCUCUGGGCUACACGGCUCCUUUGUCUCCUUUGGGUGACGGGUAUCUCGAUCUUUCUGGGCAGCGCGGCUACCGGAAGCAUUGGUAUGGUCUACGCGGGGCGCUUCAUCGCAGGUAUCGGUAUCGGUCAAACCACGGUCGUUGCGCCUACGUAUCUUGCCGAGACAGCACCAAGGGCUAUCCGAGGUCUUUGCGUCUGCGCAUUUGCAGGUGCGGUCUAUAUCGGUAUCAUGCUCGCGUACUUCGCUUCAUGGGGCUCCUCGAUCCACAUCUCGUCCGACACCGAUGCGCAAUGGCUUGUGCCGAACAGCAUGCAUCUUAUGUUUGCCGGCAUCAUCUUCACACUGUCCUGGCUUAGCCGCGAAUCACCUCGCUGGCUCAUCAAAGUCGGGCGUCAUGAAGAGGCCUUGGAGACCCUCACGCGUCUCCGCCAGCUCCCUCCCGACCAUCCAUACGUUACCUCUGAGAUCAUUGACAUCAAUGAUCAACUAAACCGCGAGCGAGAAGCAACCAUGGGAACAUCUUGGCUGGGUCCCAUCCGCGAACUAUUUGCAAGCAAGGCAAAUUUGUAUCGCAUUCAGCUCAGUAUCAUGUCGCAGCUGCUGUCUCAAUGGUCGGGCGCGAAUUCAAUCACAAUUUACGCUCCGCAAUAUUUUGAAAUGAUGGGCACUACCGGUCAACGGGAAAAGCUCUUCGCGACGGCCAUCUUUGGCCUCGUUAAAUUCAUCUCCAGCAUCAUCUGCGCCUUCUUCCUCAUCGACUUCAUCGGCCGCAAGCGCGCGCUCUCCACAGGUAUCACCCUGCAGCUCCUUUCCAUGCUCUACAUGGCCAUCUUCCUGCUCAUCGACCGAAGUGUCGGCGACGACGACACCCCGCAGUCCCCGAGCAUGAAGCACGCAGCCACCGGCGCAAUCGUGAUGAUCUACUUCAGCGGCUUCGGGUGGGCGCUGGGGUGGAACAGCAUCCAAUACCUCAUCAAUUCGGAGAUCUACCCUCUCCGUUUGCGUGCUCUCGGCGGCAGUAUCGCGAUGACGUUCCACUUCGUUAAUCAGUAUGGGAACUCGAAGGCUGUGCCGCUAAUGUUUAUUGGUAUGACACACGGCGGGACUAUGCUUUUCUUUAGCUGCGUGACGGCUAUUGGGCUCGUGUGGGUGUGGUUCUUCUUGCCUGAGACGACGGGCAAGAGUCUGGAGGCUAUGGAUGAGAUGUUCAAUCUCCCGUGGCAUCUUAUUGGACGGAAGGGCGCGCAGCUUACGAGGGGUAGCGGGGGAAUGUCGGAGGUGCUGGAUACGGAGGGCGAGAAGGCGGCGGCGGAGCAGAUGGAGGAGAAGCCUGGGGCUGUGGCGACGAGGACACGCUCGGUCUAAAUCCGGUUUCAAGAGAAGCAGGAAACGUCAUCGAAAAAUGACGAAAGGACACGAAGAAGUUGAACGAGGUAUGAACGAACGAGGACGACUUUGACCUG
This is a messenger RNA of Trematosphaeria pertusa, 1858 nucleotides long. Its product is annotated as MFS quinate transporter-like protein. NCBI's taxonomy places the organism in Eukaryota, Fungi, Ascomycota, Dothideomycetes, Pleosporales, Trematosphaeriaceae. Gene Ontology annotation, molecular function: carbohydrate:proton symporter activity. The record is from RefSeq and is a predicted model, not a curated record. Gene Ontology annotation, biological process: carbohydrate transport; transmembrane transport. The coding region runs from base 102 to 1760 and encodes 552 amino acids. The transcript is spliced from 4 exons. Gene Ontology annotation, cellular component: membrane.